Dioszegia hungarica is the source of this 684-nucleotide messenger RNA. RefSeq lists its product as uncharacterized. NCBI's taxonomy places the organism in Eukaryota, Fungi, Basidiomycota, Tremellomycetes, Tremellales, Bulleribasidiaceae. The transcript has 3 exons. Bases 1 to 684 code for a protein of 227 amino acids. The record is from RefSeq and is a predicted model, not a curated record.
AUGCUCCUCACCCCUCUCCUCGCAAUCCUCUCAAUCACCUCGGCGCUUUGCCGGGCCGCUGCGGUCCCCGUCCCACCUAUUAGAGACGAUGUGCCCACGCCCUUCUCUCUCCAUUCCGACCCGGAUCUCGCGGUCUUGACUCCACUCCCCAGCGUCUUACCAGUCAAAUUGCGUCAGACUACCAAGGAGGACAUUCUUCGCCGGGCGACUAAAAGGGUGACCGCCCCUCGGGCCUUCUCAUCCACCUCCCCCAAUGGCUUUACCGGCAAGGCAUUCGUGCUUCAGCGAACUGGCAGUGGAUCCUACCUCGGCCAGACGGCAACCACCGCCACUCUCACUCAGGGUUACACACUCCAGACGGCGACGCGAUUCAUCGUUGAUUCUCAAAAUCGGGUCGUUACGGAGACCGGUGGUCUGAUCUUAUACACGCUCAGCGCCAGCACCGGUCCGUCCGAAAUCAGAACCGGAGAUACAGCUACCGCAACCGCCAAUGCCCUGACGUGCAAGAACAACUCGUCCAACUCUCUCUCCUGCACUCGCUUCGCCGCCGCCACGCCCGGACAAUUCUGCCUUGCCCAGGGUUCGACAAGCCCAGAUGCGGGAGAAACGGUCAAAACAGUGGCUGGCUUUGGCAAUACAUGUACAUCGUUCAAGGUCUUAUCUCUCACUGUGGUGGACAUUUAG